UGCGUCGAUUGAUAAAAUCGCAAGUAACAACUCUAAAGACAAAACAGUGUUUGGAAAUCAUCCCCAACAUUUCGCUCGAACGGCAUCGUCGGUUAUUCGUAUGUGUAUGUUAAAGGCUACCGGCAUUGAUCAUAAAAUUUGGCCUAACAUCGGAAAAUUUUCUCACAAAAGAAACAAAGCAAAGUGUUGUUUCGAAUGUGAAGUUUCCCCUAAUGGUGCGAAUUUUUGCCUGRAAAGKGGUAGCAAAGAUGAAGCAAGAAGAUACUGGAGCAAGUACGAUCAGCUUCACCCUCAUUUCUUGAUUCAAGAUAAGCUAAGUAAGAAUUAUGGAAAACAAGCAGAAUUAAACAGCAGGAUGGUGAUCAUCAGAAAUGACUUCACCCAAGUAAUAGAGAUUACAACAAACUUCACUGUCACAUGCCACAGAUAUAAAGAGCAGACUGCUGAAAAUAAGACCAAAUUCACAUACGAAUAUGAUAGCCCGUGUGUACAUGUCAAGUGCAAAGUGCUAGAUAUCGAUCCAGACAACCACGGAAAUGAUAAAAAUGAAGCCACACAAUUCUUAAAAGAAUUGAUCAAGAUGUGCCAAAAGUUCGAAGUCAAAGACUUCGAUUGUAAGUUAAAUGCUUACGUUCAAAAAGGGAUGGACGUUAAAAAAGUUGAAAAAGAGAUGGACGUCAAGACACCGUUGUCCGAGUUGAYUGCCAGUUUCGAUGACCACUUUCAUAUUGGUGGAAAAGAAGACGAAGAACAACGACAACAAGAACAAGUAAAACAGGAACAAAGAGAAGACGAAGAAGAAGAAGGAGCACGAGGAAGAGGAGAGAGAAGAAAAGAGCAAAAGAAGGAGGAGUAGAAGAAAAACCUGGCACCGCAGAAAAAGAUAAGGACGAUAAAAACACCAUCACACUUAUUAACAUAUUG
This is a messenger RNA of Actinia tenebrosa (Australian red waratah sea anemone), 924 nucleotides long. RefSeq lists its product as uncharacterized. Lineage: Eukaryota; Metazoa; Cnidaria; Anthozoa; Actiniaria; Actiniidae. The record is from RefSeq and is a predicted model, not a curated record.